UUUAAAAAAGGUGGAGGCUGGAUUGGACUUCGCAGAGAGGAUGGCUCGCAUCCAUGGAAAUGGUCUGAAAACAACCAGAUGACAAACUAUGAAAACUGGAAGAGUGGUGGUGAACCUCACCAUGGCUGCGCAUUAAAGUAUCGCAAUGAAUCCAGAUGGAGAACUGAUGACUGUGACAAAGAAAAUCUGUUCAUGUGUUAUGAGAGGUUGCUUCUAGUAAAGGACAACAAGACAUGGGAGGAGGCCUUAGAGCACUGCAGAUCUCUGGGGGAUGAGGAGCCACCGGGCUGGAACCACAGCUACGAUCUGGCCACCCUGAUGACUGAAGACGACAUCACCUAUGCUCGUCAGAAAGCUCAGCUGGCUUCUUCCAAUGAGGUCUGGAUCGGCCUGCGUUUUCUGGGUCAUGCCUGGUUCUGGGUGGGUGGAGAACAGGUGCAGAACCAGGAUUUUCCCAGCUGCCCAGCCUUCAGGUGUGGUGUCUUGGAAAAGGGCAGUGGUGUCUCCUUCGAGAUUCGAGACUGCAGUGAAAGAAGGAACUUCUUCUGCUACAGGAGCAGCUAACUGUAACCAUUUACGUUUGAGUACACACGUCUCUGAGCUUCCCCUUUAAACAUUGUUGGCAAAUUCACUCUGAACUGUCUAGGGGAGAACGUGGGGCUUCUCCAAGAAUAAAAUGACGAGAAGUUUCUAUAGUUGGACGUUUUGUGUGCUGUCAGUUAGUUUGAAAAUCUUUUUCUGUUUAAGAUCUCUGCUGAUUGCAUUCAUAUUUCAUUUUGGCCCCCAAACAAAUGUUAUUUAUAUUCCCAGAGCAGAAUGCAGAUUUGCUUGCUUUGAUAAAAAACUAAAGUAAAAUCUCAAGCUAACUUCAUGUUGGAUUUUAGUGUUUUCCUGCUUCACUGUAUGUUGUAAAGUUGACAAUAAAAACUAGACUUGUGUGUUAGUUGCUCAAACAUAAAGGGAUAAAAUCUAUGCUUAAAUCUGGUGGAGCUGGAUGUCUGGACAAUCUACAAAGAUGCCUAGCAGACAUAAAAUCAUGGAUGGAACUGAACUUCCUCAGUCUUAAUGAAAGCAAGACAGAGGUUUUUGUUUUUGGUAAAACCAAGUAGCUGACAGGUUGCUGCAGUGCUGUUGGCCCCCUGAACCCGUCAGUCGCUCCUUUUAUCAGAAAUCUUGGGGUAAAUCUUGACAGGCAUUUUAAAUUUGACAAGCAGGUCAAUGCAGUAGUCCAGUCCAGCUUUUAUCACUUGAGGCUAAUCAGUAAAGUUAAGCCUUAUCUUCCUCCUCAUGCAUUGGAAGUGAUCCAUGCUCUGACCUUUUCAAGACUGGACUUGUACAUUUGCAUUGACCAGUCUCUGCUCCGCCGUCUCCUGCUGGUCCAAAAUUCAGCUGCCCGCCUGCUAACGGGGACUAGACGGUGUGAGCACAUCACCCCAAUUUUACGCUCUCUUCACUGGCUGCCUGUGUCUUUUAGGAUUUUUUUUAAAGAUUUUACUCCUUUUUUUUUUAAAUGUCUGCAUAGUCUGGCCCCUCAUUAUCUUUCUGAACUUUUACAUUUUAACCGUCCGCGCCGAGUCCUCAGAUCUGAAGAUCAAAUGUUGUUAAGGGUUCCCAGGACUCGGUUUGUGACCAGGGGAGACAGAGCCUUUUCAGUUGCUGGUCCCAAGAUCUGGAAUGCGCUCCCCCGUUCUGUCAGGUCGGCCAGUUCCGACAGUGAUUUUAAGUCACUUUUAAAAACGUAUCUUUUUAACCAGGCUUUCAACUCCAGAGUGCAGAUUUAUUGGGUCAGCUAGUUUUUAUUGUUUGUUUUAUUGUACCUCAUUAUGUCAUUGUUUUUUUGCUUUUAUUGUUUCUUUUUGUUGUUUAUUGAUUUUAUUUCUAUGUUCAGUACUUUGGCGAUGUCAGCUUUUAUUAGUGCUUAGCAAAUAAAUUGAUUGAUUCAAUUGAA
Molecule: messenger RNA, 1948 nt
Organism: Oryzias melastigma (Indian medaka)
Lineage: Eukaryota; Metazoa; Chordata; Actinopteri; Beloniformes; Adrianichthyidae
Exons: 3
Coding region: 79-564 (161 amino acids)
Source: RefSeq, a predicted model, not a curated record